ACAGCUGACAUCCACUGUUUGGAUGCUACAAACGUGCACAAAGCUCAGAGGGAACGGAAGAGAACUUUUAAGGCUGCUAUCAGUGCACCUUUCUCCUGGAUUGGUUUAUUUGCUGUUGAGAGACCAGUCAACAAUGGAGGGCUUUUUGUUGUAGCCGAUUUAGGUUAUUUUUUCCUCACUUAAAGCUGGAUGUAUAUAGAUUUUUUUUUUUUCUUUUGUUACACGUGCUUGUUUCACCUCUAACGCACUCUGUAGAAUCUGUAGGGACUUUAUGGAGUGUGAAAUUUUGGCAGUAAGUGUGAAGUUUGGAGGAGCAAAGUGAGACAAAGCAUGGCUGAUGGAACCACAGCUGAGUGUUGAACCCUUCUGUCCAGGAAGGCAGCCCAGACAUGACGACAGUGUCCAUGGAGCCUGUAGCAGUCUUGGUGGAAAGGGGCCCCAAUGCCACCGAUCCCCCUCUGAGCUCGCAUGAGGACACGGCCGCCACCUUCACCAUCGGCACCAUCCUCUCCAUCAUGUGCCUCAUCGGAGUCUCAGGGAACAUCUACACCCUGGUGGUCAUGUGCCAGUCCAUGAGGACGGCAGCCUCGAUGUACAUCUACAUCAUAAACUUAGCGUUGGCAGAUCUGCUGUACCUUCUCACCAUCCCCUUUGUGGUCUGCACACAUUUCCUAAAGGGAUGGUACUUUGGGGACGCAGGGUGUCGGAUUCUGAUCAGCAUGGACUUCCUGACUAUGCAUGCCAGCAUCUUCACGCUGACAAUCAUGAGCACGGAGCGCUACUUUGCUGUCCUCAAGCCGCUCGACACGGUCAAGCGGUCGAAAAGUUACCGAAAGGCCAUCGCUCUGCUGGUCUGGGCAGCUUCUCUAAUCCUCACCCUACCGAUGAUUGUGAGCAUCCAGCUAAUGACAGUGGGCACUAAGGCUAUGUGUCAGCCCACCUUGUCACCUCUCUCCUACAAGGUUUACAUCUCCUUCCUGUUUUGCACUAGCAUUGUCGCUCCAGGACUGAUCAUCGGCUAUCUCUACAUCCAGCUCGCACGGACUUAUUGGAUUUCACAGACGGAGACCUUCAAGCAGACCAAGAAACUACCUAAUCAAAAGGUGCUGUAUCUGAUCUUCACCAUCGUGCUCCUCUUCUGGGCCUGCUUCCUGCCCUUCUGGAUCUGGCAGCUGCUGAAUCAGUUCCACCCGUCGCUGCCUCUGUCCACAAAAGCCAAACGCAACAUCAACUACCUGACCACAUGCCUGACAUACUCCAACAGCUGCAUCAACCCAUUCCUCUACACGCUGCUCACCAAGAACUACAAGGAGUACCUGAGGAAGCACAAGCGGUCGUGGACGGCCGCCAACUACUUCAACCGGCGGAGUCGUUUUCAGCGCUCACCACGCAGGUCGCCGUCUGCCAGCAGUCAGCAGUGUACUGAGAGCUUCAUGCUCACUCACACAGCCUCGUUGAGAGCUCAUAACAGCAGUUUGUGAGAUAUGACUGAGCUGAGGAAGGGGAAGAAAGCACAGGACGAACCUGUUGGAGACGCGAACAGCAGCAGACCAUCAGCUCCUCGUCACCGCGACGCUGAAAGAGGACGAGGAAGUUUCUUUUUGUAUUUUCUUUUUCAAUACGCGUGGGCACAGUAGUGCCGUAUGAGCGCCAGCAGGAACUGAAUGUGACGCUGGCUGCUGCUGCUGUUUGAGACUGUGUACAAAACAGAGACUCCUAUAUCUGUGGUGGGUCACUCGCAGAACUUUCUGUGGCAAUGGAGCGAGAGAUCAUAACGAAAAAGAGGCUCUUCAACUUUUAUGAUUUUCUGUCAAGUUCCCCUUUCUGUCCUCCUUACGUUGCAUUGGGUCGGCCUGAGUGUGAAAAUGUCUUUAAAUCUGCUCUUGGUGAUUGAGAGGAGCUCAACAGGGGAGUCAUGCUGUUGACGCACAACGAAGGAAAGGCAACAUUAUCCAUGGUUUGGUUUACAAAAAAACAAAAAAAGAAAAAAAAUGGAAACAAUACAGUUAUGACAGUCAAGCUGCAGUGAUAUGAGUGCAUGAUGGCUUCAGCUGCAGCACGUGACUGCUUUCAGAGGACACCUGAAUGUUCUGAAAUAGGAAAUAUUAGGUAGACACUUUGGGGAAUACAGCUGUUUGCUUUCUUUCUCAGAAUUAGACACAAAGGGGGGACGCUGCUCUUCUUAUCUGUAGUCUAAAUGUAAAUCUAUCUUCAGCUGAUGCUUCGCUGAGAAGUGUAAAAGGGGAAAACAGUGAAUCUGGCUGUGUCCAAAGGUAACAAAAUCUAUCUUAAAGCUCCAAAACGAACACCGUACAUCUCUUUGUUUUGACGACAUAAAAUCCAAAGUGGAAAAAUGACACUUUGUGGUUGCUGGUGGGUAGAUUCUGUUUUCUGUUUCUAAAGCCAAUCAGAAGCUGGCGAUAGCAUCAUAUUUACAGUACAGAUACAAGAACGGCAUCGAUCUUCUCAUCUCUGUGAGUAAUGACUGCAUACUCCAACAUAUUUGAAAUAAUCCUUUAAAGGCGAAGCAUUGUUCACACAGACGACAGCACUGUUUGGAUGAAAAUGAGCUUCUCUCAUUCAUUUGAUUUUGAAUGGAACGACAUUUGCAUCUCUUCAGCAAAAAGUCGCACGACAAAGACGUUUAACUCCGCCCUACUUUGACCACAGCUUAUGUCACUGAUCUGCAGGGUUUUACUUUCUGAUAAGCUUUCAAACUCAAGGAUUUCUAACUGAAACAACAACUGCAGGCUCUUGUAUUUUUUUUUUAACGCGGUGCUGUUCUCUGUCUAAACACCCAAUAAGGCUGGCAAUAUUCUGCAUUUUUUUCCCCCUCUUUCAACAAAUGCAAUGAAAAGACCAAAACCAACAAUAAAUGGAUGUGUAGCCAAAGCCAAUACAACAAUACCCAUAAUCCUCUCUACAGUGGAGCUCCAUUGAGAUCCAGAAAACUAUUAAAAAGACACCAGUGAGCCACACUGGUGCACUGGAUGCUUCUUCAUUACCAUGGGAGCUCACAGUGUAGUUUAUUUACACUCUACCCCACAUAUACCAUCCUGCUGUAAACACUCAGGAGAGCUCCAACUGUGGAUUAAUCUGCAGCUAAAAAUAGUCGCCAACAAAUGGACUCUUUCCUCCUCUGGAAGAAACGACUGUAUUGGGCUGUUUUGUGGAAAUACUUUUUAAAAAAUGAAAUUAGUCUUGAAGAAUUUUCAAAGACAGGAUGAAUAAAUGGUGUUGAGGACCACAGACAGUACGAGAACGCUGAUACUACGACGAUACAGGUUUUGGUCUUUCCAGGAAAAAAAUCGAAUUACACCAGCCUUAAAACACUACAACUCUGCUCUGAACAAUUUGUAACAAAUUGUAAAAAGACGAACUGAAGCAUACGGUUGAGAAAAAAAAAAAAAAGGAUUUCCCCCAUAUAGAUAUUGUUGCCAAUGUAUUUCUUCUGUUUACAGAUAUUUAAAUUCCUUCGCAUGUCAAUACUGCUUUUUAAUGCUACUGUGCGAUGCUAUCAAAUUCUGCAACAUCCCGACGAAGCACUGAAAAAAAGCCACAAGUGCUUUCGGUGUGUGUUCUCUCAGGUCUGCGAGGCUCCUCUGGGGCCCCUAUUGUCAUCCCAGGCCCAGUUUGAUCAUCUCACGGCUUCAAUUCUAAUAAAAGAAAGGAUACAAAGAGCGCAAGAAGAGUUGCAGGUAGGAAUAGAGCUGUUACAUCUCUAUUGAUUUAACUCCCAGUACAGCAGGAGACAAGCUGCACAACAUCGCCUGGCUGAUGCAUAUUUAACCAAUCAAACCUCUGAAGAAAUCUUGUUCUUGGAUUUGGGAGGUUUUGUGUGCAGGAGCUUGAAAAGAGAGAAAUUUACUCAGAUAUCACAGUGGGACCGGAAGAUGUUCAAUAGCCUUUUGUAGAUGUAGCCUGCUGGCUUUUUGCACACAUGUACACUGUAUAUAGACACAUGAGAAAUCAACACUGGCUAUGCUGUGGAGUAAAGCCAGAUUUCACACCCUGGAAUUGAGUCCACAACGUCAUAAAUAAACCUAUUUACUGGAGGCAGAUGGAGUUGCUUGCAAGCCAAAAAAGCAUGACAAGGUUUGGUUGCUUUCCGUGCUCUUUGAACAGUAGGUUACUUGGAAUACAAGAAGAGGAAGUGUUAAUCUGAACACUGUGUAAUAGUAUAGGCUCCAUUCCUGCAUUUUAAUACCUGAGCUAGAGUGAGUGUUAAGAUUUGGUUUCAUUUUUUUUGCCUGCAUUGUCACAUAUAGGAAGGAAAAUGAGAGUUUCUGCAAUGUUUAAGGUCCACAUUAAUAUUCAUUACAAGGCUCGGAGACUGUUUUUAAUAACUGUUUUGGAUUGUAAUCAUAAACUAAUCAAAACUUCUAAAUUGCUCACUGCAUAGUUUCAUUUAAGAGACGCAAAGCCGAGCUCAGUGGACUGUGGAAAAAACCUCUGCAAUACUCGAUACUGCCAUAAGUAUGAAAUGCAUAUAUUUGUAUUAAUUCAACUUCUGUUAGAUCUGAGUCAGUGUCUACUUGAAUAUAAAUCCAUCAGCUACAACAUUGAAAUCUAAUAUUGUGUAGGUCCUGGCUAUCAAAUUGAGAUCUGAGAAAACACCUUAAACUGUUUGCGGUGUUCUUCACACGACUCCCGAAGAACUUUUGUGGUGUGACAGGGAGUGUUAUCCUGCUGAGAGAGCGAGGCCACUGCCUUCAGGGAAUAUUGCUGCCAUGACGGUGUGUGCCUGGUAGGUGGUACAUGUCAAAGUAGCAUCUACAUUAAUGCCUCAACUCAAGGUCGCUGAGCAGAACAUUGGCAAAGAUCACAUUGACUCUGCAGGUUCACCUUCUACCCACAGAGCAUCAAGCUGCUGUCUCUUCUACAGGUAAACAGCAUGCUCAACUCACGGCCAACAACAUGAUAUAAAAGAAAACUUGAUUCGUCAGAACAGGCCCCCUUCUUACAUGGCUCCAUGGUCCAGCUCUGACACUCGCUUGGCACUUGUAGGUGGGAUCAACACAGACACUAUGACCAGUCUGUAGCCCAAAAUACACCAAGUUGUGAUGUACUGUGUGUUCUGACUACUGACUAUGGUAGCUAAAUUUUAGAUUCUCAGUAGUUUCCGCUACAGUAUCUCUUCUGUGGGAUCAGAACACAUGGGUUUAGCUUUCUCUUCUAUGUACACCAAUGAGCUUUGGGCGACCUUGUCAUUGGUUCAUCUUUUGUACUUCGUUAGACCACUUUUAGUUGACUAACCACACUCCAGAACAGUAGGAACACAACACCUGCUGACCCAGUAGUCUAGCCAUCACCAUUUGACUCUUAUCAAUAUUGCCCAGAUCCUUGCACGUCUUCAUUUUUACUGCUUUCAGAACAUCAACUUCAAGAACUGACUGUUAACUUUCACUUCACAAAUCAGAGGUUUCAAUGUUGUGGCUGAUCGACACGUAUUAAAUUAAGGACCAACCCACACGUCAAAAUUUGCUGACUUGUUGCUGGCAGAACUGCUCAGCCUGUUGUGUAAUGUUCUGUUGUCGGGAGCUUUCCUCAUGUUUUCAUCACGACUUUCUCCGCUUGAGCUUUGACACUUCAGAUUCUUCCGGGAUUACAAACAGGAGGCAUAAAGUUUAAAAGACUUUACCAGGGAAGGACAAACACAUGGGAAUUGAAGGAUCCAACAUUCUUUGGCUCUCAACCUCAAUUUGGCCUCUUUGCAGAUUUUUUUAUUUCUAAAUAUCCAACUGCUAUGAGUUUUCCAGCUUCACAGAAGUACAAAAUGCUAUUGUAGUAAUCCUUUACUUAUCAGAUGUGAUUGAAUCAUCUAGUUCAAUGUAGCAGAAAACAAUUCAAUAAGGGACCAAAAUGAUGUAUUUAAUUAUUCUUAGCCAAUUAUCUCAGGAAGGUUUAAGUGAAGCAACCUUAGAGAUCUAACUCAGUCUGUAAAAUAGCUUGUAACUGCAAAGACUGCACCAGAAAGCUGCCACACUACACUCCUAUAAUCCUUUCUGUCAGUACAGGCUUUAGCAAAAAACCACAAGGGCUGAGAGAAAACAUACCAGAGCAUUUAACACCAGGCUUCUGUAACAAAUUUCUACUGGCUGAUACUGAACAACACGAUCAUCCUAUUAGUUCUGAUGAAAGCUUGUGUAAAAUUCUGUCGAUGUAUGGAUUCAUAGCAAAAAUGUAGGAGUGUAGCUGCAAGAUUUUCAAGUUACGCAACCAGAGACUCAUUUUCUUCAACUCUGUAGUCAGACAAAGUGAGAGGCAAAUUUUGUUAUUGGGUACAAAUUCAACAGAAAGACACAACUAGAUGCAAAUUCACCUGGAGUGGGACAAACUGACCCAAAGACAUGUUUGCACGAGUUACAAAUGUCGAAAUGUGAGCAAAAAAGUAAAUAAAAAUCACUUGAAUCUUUUGUCCAUCUACUUCAUAAAUGUAUAGGUCAGACUAAUGAUGAGGGAGCAACACAUGCAUUUGUUUCUAGCUGGCUUCCAGCUAAAGUCUGUCAGGACCUUGACUGUUGUGAGGCAAAUAAACACAGACCAGUGCUAAGAUUUGUGCUUUUUCUUUCUGCUUUCUGUCUGCAUACACCAUAAUAUGGGAUGACUGAUGAUAGCGGUGAGUCUCAACCACACUAUGUGGGUUAGGAGCCAAAAACAAUGCGUUAAAAGUAGGUAAACAUUGCAUAAAGCUGUAGAGUUGGCUGUUGAUUCUCAGUGGGUUGAGUAUUAUAUUAUAGACCCAUUGCUAUUACAGUUUUCAUACUUCCUCAUAAAUGUCAUUUGUGGUUAAAUGGACUCCUGUAAAUUCAAUCCCACUCAACCCUAAAAAAAAAGAAAGAAAUGCCCUUAAAAGUGUUUCGGGGCAACCUGAUAGCUGAGUGGUUAGAUUGCAUCCCACAUGGGCACGAAUGCCUGAGCAGCAAGUUUCCUAGUUUGAAACCUGGGCCAUUUACUGCAUGUCAUAUCCCUGCUUUCGCUUCCUCUUCCCCGUCUCUAUCCACUGGCCCUAUUAACAAAGGCCCAAAGCAAAUGUGUUAAAAAGAAAAGUGUUAAAACCAGGUUACUUCAAGCGUGUAGCCUGGUCACUUGAGCCUGCUUGUACGGUUGAUGUAUCUCUCCGAGUUCAGCUUGGAAAUACAUAAAUCACAGGGUUAAGAAGAGACUUUUCUGUGCAUGUUGAUGUAGCCACUUGGGACAUUCAUCUUGUAAGAGGUUGUAUGUGCAGGCGACCGUUCUUUAGUACAAUGUGUAAAUCUCCACCUGCUUAAUUAGGUUGCGUUAUGCUAUAAAACAAUGGAUCAGAAACGCAGUCCAGUCAGGGGUUUGUGUGCCCUUGGCUGAUGUUGUAUUUAUAUUGAAUUGCAUUCUCCCUGCGGGUGGCGUAAACACCUGGAGCUACAUCACAGUGCAAAACUGAUGCUGUUCUUCUGUUAUCUUCUGUCAACUGAAGACAAUGAGUGAUGUAAAUUAUGUGCACUCUUAUUAAAGAAACAGUUUGACCUCUC
Stegastes partitus (bicolor damselfish) is the source of this 7508-nucleotide messenger RNA. It is a transcript of the gene uts2r1, whose product is annotated as urotensin 2 receptor. Gene Ontology annotation, biological process: regulation of blood pressure; blood vessel diameter maintenance; neuropeptide signaling pathway. Bases 390 to 1481 code for a protein of 363 amino acids. NCBI's taxonomy places the organism in Eukaryota, Metazoa, Chordata, Actinopteri, Pomacentridae. The transcript is spliced from 4 exons. Gene Ontology annotation, cellular component: plasma membrane. The record is from RefSeq and is a predicted model, not a curated record. Gene Ontology annotation, molecular function: urotensin II receptor activity.